Messenger RNA from Setaria italica (foxtail millet), 1225 nucleotides. Its product is annotated as exosome complex component RRP41-like. Gene Ontology annotation, cellular component: nucleolus; nuclear exosome (RNase complex); cytoplasmic exosome (RNase complex). The transcript has 7 exons. Bases 127 to 912 code for a protein of 261 amino acids. The record is from RefSeq and is a predicted model, not a curated record. Gene Ontology annotation, biological process: poly(A)-dependent snoRNA 3'-end processing; rRNA catabolic process; nuclear mRNA surveillance. Lineage: Eukaryota; Viridiplantae; Streptophyta; Magnoliopsida; Poales; Poaceae.
GCCACGGGAGGAGCAGCACCAUCGAACCACACGCGUCUCCAUUCAACAGCUAGUCCGGCGCAGGCUCCGUGUCGCCGCUGUUGUUCGGCCAGGCUGCCGGCGGCGGCGCGCGCGUAGCUUCAGGCGAUGUCGGCGCAGGCGGGGACAGGGACGUACUCCCCGGCGGCUGCGUCAGGGGACAAGCGGCGGGAGAGGAGGGAGGAGCUGCGGCGCCACCUCGCCGAGGAUGCCGACUGGCCCCGCGCCGACGGACGCUCCUUCCAUGACUGCCGGCCAGCGUUUAUGCAAACAGGACCAACUACUGCUGCAUCAGGGUCUGCUUAUGCAGAAUUUGGGAAGACAAAGGUCAUUGUCUCUGUGUUUGGGCCAAGAGAAAGUAAGAAAGCAAUGAUGUAUAGUGAUGUUGGUAGGCUCAAUUGCAAUGUGAGCUAUACGACAUUUGCCACUCCAGUACGUGGACAGGGAGCGGACAACAAAGAGUACUCAUCAAUGCUUCAUAAAGCUUUGGAAGGCGCAGUAAUGCUACACACUUUUCCAAAGACCACUGUUGAUGUUUUUGCCUUGGUUCUUGAGUCUGGUGGCAGUGAUCUACCAAUCAUUAUAUCGUGCGCUAGUCUUGCACUGGCAGAUGCUGGAAUCAUGAUGUAUGACCUCGUUACAUCUGUAUCUGUGUCCUGUUUUGGAAAGAACAUCAUCAUCGAUCCAACCUCGGAUGAGGAAGCAUGGCAAGACGGAAGCCUCAUGGUAGCUUUCAUGCCAGCCCGCAAGGAGAUUACCCAACUCACACUCACUGGAGAGUGGAGUGAUGGCAAAAUCACCAAUGCUGUUGAGCUCUGCAUGGAUGCUUGCAGUAAGCUUGGUGAAAUACUGCGCGACCGCUUGAAAGAUACUGCCACCUUGACGAACGAAUGACACUGCUGAGACAACACUUGCUACAAGUAUCCUUAGCUGUACAAAAAAGCCUGUUUGAGUGAGCAUACAUGGUUAUGGUGAUUAAUUGAUUAUUUCCAUCAUGGCAAAAGAGUGAAUUGUCAAGCAGGGAAGAAGUUGCAGGGUGUUAUGUGUGUCAUGUAAUGUACUCCUGACUUCUGACCUUCGGCUUCAUGAAGUGCCUGUAUUUUUCUCUGCACUCUAAGACUGUUGCUCACUUGCUGUACCGUAUCAUUGGAUUCUUAGUAUACUGACCUUUAUUUUGUGUUCGGGCGUAAAGCCUAUCAUCUUUUUA